This is a messenger RNA of Adineta steineri, 2511 nucleotides long. The record is from the annotation of a GenBank genome assembly. NCBI's taxonomy places the organism in Eukaryota, Metazoa, Rotifera, Eurotatoria, Adinetida, Adinetidae.
AUGUCACUCAUUAAUGAUAUUCCUCAGCUGCAUGGUAUUUAUGUUUUUGAUGAUACUAAAAUCGUACCUGAAGAAUUGAUAAAAAAACGGCAAAAAAUCAAGAGUAUUCAUACCAACAUUGAUGACUUAUGUCAAGGAUUACAACUGGGUAUUAAACGAUACCAUCAAGACUCGAUAGCCAUUAGUUUUAUCACAGCAAAUGAAAUGGCUUCAACUAAUAAUUUAAAUCAGUUGGACCCGACAUUUAUGUACACUCAGAUAUUUAAGGAAAUCAUCCUUGAAAUGAAAUAUGGUGAACAGGCUAUCGAAGACUUUAUUAUUUACAGUCGACAAAACGACUGGGGGUCCACAACUGUUAUUGAUCGAUUUCAAAAAGAAUACCAUCCUCUAUCAGCUAUUUGGUGGUAUACUUACACUUCAUUUACUUACUGUAUGCUUAAUGAUGGUCUUCGGUUCAUGGAAGGCAAUACCAUUAUUAAUAUGGGUUUUUUUAUUCAUGAUCUACAUCAACGGAUACAACAGCUGUAUGACGAACAAAUUAAUAGCUAUGGAGGGAAACCUCUUUUAGUUUAUCGAGGACAAGGUCUUGAAAAAUCAGAAUUUGAAAAACUUCAAAAAACAAAAGGUGGACUUCUAGCAUUUAACAAUUUCUUGUCCACCAGUAAAGAUAAAGAAGUGUCUCUCGAAUUCGCUGAGUGUGCUUCGACAAAACCGGAUACGAUGGGCAUUCUCUUCAUAAUGUCAAUUGAUCCUUGCAUUAAAUCAGCACCAUUCGCCUCUAUCAAGGAGCUAAGCUAUUUUAGGGAAGAAGAUGAAGUUCUCUUCUCAAUGCACACCGUCUUCCGAGUGGGUACCAUUAAACAAAUAGAAAGUAAGAGUCAACUCUAUCAAGUUGAAUUACAACUAACCACGGAUGAUGAUCAACAACUACGAUUACUUACUACUCGAAUACGAGAAGAAGUUGGUGGUGGUACGGAUAAGCAUAGAUUGGGUAACUUAUUGCUUCAAAUAGGUCAGUUUAAUAAAGCUGAAGAACUUUAUAACGUACUACUCGAACAGACAUCUGAUGAUGAUAAAAAAGCGAUUUAUUUUAAUCAGUUGGGAUACGUCAAAGAUGGCCAGGGUGAUUAUGAAAAGGCUAUUUGGUAUUACGAACAAGGACUUAAAAUUCAACAAAAAAUUCUUCCUUCAAACUAUUUUUCAUUGUCUACCUCAUACAACAACAUCGGUAGUGUAUAUCACCAGAUGGGCGAGCACUCGAAAGCACUUUCAUUUUACGAAAAAGCACUUGAAAUUAGACAAAAAACUCUUCCUUCAAAUCAACCUUCAGUAGCUACCUCAUACAACAACAUCGGUAGUGUGUAUGACAAGAUGGGAAAGUACUCAAAAGCACUUUCGUUUUAUGAAAAAGCACUUGAGAUUAGACAAAAAACCCUUCCUUCGAAUCAUCCUUCAUUGGCUACGUCAUACAACAACAUCGGUAGUAUGUAUGACAAGAUAGGAAAGUAUUCGAAAGCACUUUCAUUUUAUGAAAAAGCACUUGAAAUCUAUCAAAAAGCUCUCUCUUCAAAUCAUCCUCAUUUGGCUAGUUCAUACAACAACAUUGGUAGUGUAUAUAACAACAUGGGAGAGGACUCAAAAGCACUUUCAUUUUACGAAAAAGCACUCGAUAUCUAUCAAAAAGCUCUCUCUUUAAAUCAUCCUUCAUUGGCUACCUCAUACAACAACAUUGGCAGUGUGUAUUAUAAGAUGUGGGAGUACUCGAAAGCACUCUCAUAUUUCGAAAAAACACUUGAAAUUCGACAAAAAACUCUUCCUUCAAAUCAUCAUGAUUUUUCGCAGUCAUACAACAACAUUGGUAGUGUGUAUGUCGGCAUGGGAGAGUACUCAAAAGCACUUUCGUUUUACGAAAAAGCAUCUGAAAUCUAUCAAAAAGCUCUUUCUUCAAAUCAUCCAGAUUUGGCUACUGCAUACAACAACAUCGCUAAGGUGUAUGACAAGAUGGGAGAAUACUCCAAAGCACUUUCGUUUUACGAAAAAGUACUUGAAAUCGAUCAAAAAUCUGUUUCUUCAAAUCAUCCUCAUGCUGCUACUUCAUACAACAACAUUGGUAAUGUGUGUGAAAACAUGAAAGAAUACUCAAAAGCACUUUCGCUUUACGAAAAAGCACUUAAAAUUUGGCAAAAAACUCUUCCUUCAAAUUAUCCUAAUUUAGCUAUUUCAUAUAACAACAUCGGCAGUGUGUAUAAGAAGAUGGGAGAGUACUCGAAAGCACUUUCAUUUUCCGAAAAAGCACUUGAAAUUAGACAAAACCAUUUUCCUUCAAAUCAUCCUGAUUUCGCACAGUCAUACAAAAAUAUCGGUGAUGUGUAUCAAAAUAUGAAAGACUAUUCAAAAGCACUUUCAUAUUAUGAACGUGCUCUGGGCAUAUGGCAACGUGCAUUACCUCCAACUCAUCCUCAUAUAAAAAUGGUGAAAGGAAGUAUUGAAAUUGCAAAAAAGAAAUUAUAA